Messenger RNA from Loxodonta africana (African savanna elephant), 6568 nucleotides. RefSeq names its product calcium voltage-gated channel auxiliary subunit alpha2delta 1 (gene CACNA2D1). The transcript has 38 exons. The record is from RefSeq and is a predicted model, not a curated record. Gene Ontology annotation, molecular function: voltage-gated calcium channel activity. Gene Ontology annotation, cellular component: L-type voltage-gated calcium channel complex. Lineage: Eukaryota; Metazoa; Chordata; Mammalia; Proboscidea; Elephantidae. Bases 259 to 3513 code for a protein of 1084 amino acids.
AUGGCGGCGGAGGCAAGGCAAUCGCGGUACCGAGCUACCGACGCGCGCUAAGGGGUUCGCCCGCCGCCGCCCCUUCCCCGGCGCCUGGUUUCCCCUCACCGCUCCCCGCGCGAGUCCGCGCCCCAGGCCCGGGCGCGCCAGCCUUCCAGACGCCCGCUGCCGAGGGGAGAGUGUGCUUCCCUUCCGCCUCCCGCGGUUUCCAGUACCGUUCCUUCCCCGGGUCGGGGAGGGAGGGGGCAUUGAUCUUCGAUCGCGAAGAUGGCUGCUGGCUGCCUGCUGGCCUUGACUCUGACACUUUUCCAAUCUUUCCUGAUCGGCCCCUCGUCAGAGGAGCCGUUCCCUUCGGCCGUCACUAUCAAGUCAUGGGUGGACAAGAUGCAAGAAGACCUUGUCACACUGGCAAAAACAGCAAGUGGAGUCAAUCAGCUUGUUGAUAUUUAUGAAAAAUACCAAGAUUCGUAUACUGUGGAACCAAAUAAUGCACGUCAGCUGGUGGAAAUUGCAGCCAGAGAUAUUGAAAAACUUCUAAGCAACAGAUCUAAGGCCCUGGUGCGCCUGGCUGGGGAAGCAGAGAGAGUUCAAGCAGCCCACCAGUGGAGGGAGGAUUUUGCAAGCAAUGAAGUUGUCUACUACAAUGCGAAAGACGAUCUUGAUCCUGAAAGAAAUGACAGCGAGCCAGGCAGCCAGAGGAUAAAACCUGUUUUUAUCGAAGAUGCUAAUUUUGGACGACAAAUAUCUUAUCAGCACGCAGCAGUCCAUAUUCCCACCGACAUCUAUGAGGGCUCAACAAUUGUGUUAAAUGAACUCAACUGGACAAGUGCCUUAGAUGAAGUUUUCAAAAAAAACCGAGAGGAAGACCCUUCAUUGUUGUGGCAGGUGUUUGGCAGUGCCACAGGCCUGGCCAGGUAUUAUCCAGCUUCACCAUGGGUUGAUAAUAGUAGGACUCCAAAUAAGAUUGACCUUUAUGAUGUACGCAGAAGACCAUGGUACAUCCAAGGAGCUGCAUCUCCUAAAGACAUGCUUAUUCUUGUUGACGUGAGUGGAAGUGUUAGUGGACUGACUCUUAAACUGAUCCGAACCUCUGUCUCUGAAAUGUUGGAAACCCUCUCGGAUGAUGAUUUCGUGAAUGUGGCCUCAUUUAACAGCAAUGCCCAAGAUGUAAGCUGUUUUCAACACCUUGUUCAAGCAAAUGUAAGAAAUAAGAAAGUGCUGAAAGAUGCAGUGAAUAACAUCACAGCAAAAGGAAUCACAGAUUAUAAAAAGGGCUUUAGUUUUGCUUUUGAACAGCUGCUUAAUUAUAAUGUUUCCAGAGCAAACUGCAAUAAAAUCAUCAUGUUGUUCACGGAUGGUGGAGAAGAAAGAGCCCAGGAGAUAUUUGCCAAAUACAACAAAGAUAAAAAAGUACGCGUAUUCACAUUUUCAGUCGGUCAACAUAAUUAUGACAGAGGACCUAUUCAGUGGAUGGCUUGUGAAAAUAAAGGUUAUUAUUAUGAAAUCCCUUCCAUUGGAGCUAUAAGAAUCAAUACUCAGGAAUAUUUGGAUGUUCUGGGAAGACCAAUGGUUUUAGCAGGAGACAAAGCUAAGCAAGUCCAGUGGACAAACGUGUAUCUGGAUGCAUUGGAACUGGGUCUUGUCAUUACUGGAACUCUUCCGGUCUUCAACAUAACUGGCCAAGAUGAAAAUAAGGGAAACAUAAAGAACCAGCUGAUUCUUGGUGUGAUGGGAGUAGAUGUGUCUCUGGAGGACAUUAAAAGGCUGACACCACGUUUUACACUGUGCCCCAAUGGCUAUUAUUUUGCAAUUGAUCCUAAUGGUUACGUUUUAUUACAUCCAAAUCUUCAGCCAAAGAACCCCAAAUCUCAGGAGCCAGUAACACUGGAUUUCCUUGAUGCAGAAUUAGAGAAUGAUAUUAAAGUGGAGAUUCGAAAUAAAAUGAUAGAUGGAGAAAGUGGAGAGAAAACAUUCAGAACCCUGGUUAAAUCUCAAGAUGAGAGAUACAUUGACAAAGGAAAUAGAACAUACACAUGGACUCCUGUCAAUGGCACAGAUUACAGUUUGGCCUUGGUAUUACCAACCUACAGUUUUUACUAUAUAAAAGCCAAAAUAGAAGAGACAAUAACUCAGGCCAGAUAUUCAGAAACCCUGAAGCCAGAUAAUUUUGAAGAAUCUGGCUACACGUUCAUAGCACCAAGAGAUUACUGCAGUGACCUUAAAAUAUCGGAUAAUAACACUGAAUUUCUUUUAAAUUUCAACGAGUUCAUUGAUAGAAAAACUCCAAAUAAUCCAUCAUGUAACACGGACUUGAUUAAUAGAAUCUUGCUGGAUGCAGGCUUUACAAAUGAACUUGUCCAAAAUUACUGGAGUAAGCAGAAAAACAUCAAGGGAGUGAAAGCGCGUUUUGUUGUGACUGAUGGUGGGAUUACCAGAGUGUAUCCCAAAGAAGCUGGAGAAAAUUGGCAAGAAAACCCAGAGACAUAUGAGGACAGCUUUUAUAAAAGAAGCCUGGAUAAUGAUAACUAUGUUUUCACUGCUCCCUACUUUAACAAAAGUGGACCUGGUGCCUAUGAAUCAGGCAUUAUGGUAAGCAAAGCUGUAGAAAUAUAUAUACAAGGAAAACUUCUUAAACCUGCAGUUGUUGGAAUUAAAAUUGAUGUAAAUUCCUGGAUAGAGAAUUUUACCAAAACUUCAAUCAGGGAUCCGUGUGCUGGUCCAGUUUGCGACUGCAAAAGAAACAGUGAUGUAAUGGAUUGUGUGAUUCUAGAUGAUGGUGGCUUUCUAUUGAUGGCAAAUCAUGAUGACUAUACUAACCAGAUUGGAAGAUUUUUUGGAGAGAUUGAUCCGAGCUUGAUGAGACACCUUGUUAAUAUAUCAGUUUAUGCUUUUAACAAAUCUUACGAUUAUCAGUCGGUGUGUGAGCCCGGUGCUGCACCAAAACAAGGAGCAGGGCAUCGCUCAGCAUAUGUGCCAUCCAUAGCAGACAUAUUGCACAUUGGCUGGUGGGCUACUGCUGCUGCCUGGUCUAUUCUACAGCAGGUUCUCUUAAGUUUGACUUUUCCACGACUCCUAGAGGCAGUUGAGAUGGAAGAUGAUGACUUCACAGCUUCCCUGUCAAAGCAGAGCUGCAUUACUGAACAAACCCAGUAUUUCUUUGAUAAUGAUAGUAAAUCAUUCAGUGGUGUAUUAGACUGUGGAAAUUGUUCCAGAAUCUUUCAUGUAGAAAAGCUUAUGAACACUAACUUAAUAUUCAUAAUGGUUGAGAGCAAGGGGACAUGUCCCUGUGACACACGACUGCUCAUACAAGCGGAGCAGACUUCUGAUGGUCCAGAUCCUUGUGAUAUGGUUAAGCAACCCAGAUACCGAAAAGGGCCUGAUGUCUGCUUUGAUAACAAUAACCUGGAGGAUUAUACUGACUGUGGUGGCGUUUCUGGAUUAAAUCCCUCCCUGUGGUCUAUCAUCGGAAUACAGUGUGUACUGCUUUGGCUGGUAUCUGGCAGCAGACACUGCCAGUUAUGACCUUCUAAAACCAAAAUCUGCAAAAUUAAACUACAGACCCUGCCAAAACAUGAGCCCUCAAAUUGCAUUAAGAUAGGGUCAACUGUCAAAUCAGCAGAACAUUAGCUGGGCCUUAUCAAAAAAACCAAACCCAUUGCCACUGAGUCGAUUCCAACUCAUAGCAACCCAGUAGGACAGAGUAGAAGUGCCCCAUAGGGUUUCCAAGGCUGUAAAUCUGUACCGGAGCAGACUGCCACAUCUUGCUACUGUGGAGCUGCUGGUGAGUUCCAACCACCGACCUUUCGGUUAGCAGCCAAGCGCUUAACCACUGCACCACCAGGGCUCCUUAUAGCUGGGCCCAUUCCAUGGCAUAACUCUAAGGCACCCACUGGCUGCAUGUCAGGGUGUCAGAUCCUUAAACUUGUGUGGAUACUGCAUCAUCUAUGUAUAACAUCAAAGCAAAAUUCGAUACGUGCUCUACUGGGAAAUUUGAAAAGUUGUUGUUGCAUUGUUGGUGAUUUCAUGUAAAAGGGCUUCCUGUGACAUCAUUUAUGAAUCAUAAGAACUGUCUUGAUUGUGACCUGGAAUGUUGACUUGCUGCAGUCCUUGUUCUUUUACUACCAAUAAGAUCCCUAGAAAAAAUCCCUAGGGGUGGAAAAGUUAUUUUUGCCUUCACAUAUUCUUCUGUUCAAAAAUGAUUACAGCUUUGACUAGUUAUUAUUGGAAAAUAUAGAGAGAGUGAGAGAGAAAAUCAACAUUGAUCUAAAUUGUUGAACUAUAAAUGGCUAAUUUUCUAUAAAAUUUGCCAUGAAUAAAAAUGCCUUACGAAGAAUGGCUUCUCUGCCAAAAAAAAAAAAAAAAUGUAACUCUAUUGAUGACCAAUUAAGCUCUGGUGUGGUAAAGAAUUGAUGGUUUGAAAAUAAUUAACUAAGAAAUUAUUAAACUAAAGGUGCUUGAUGGUGAAAUUUGAAUAUGCAGCAUCAUUCUUCAUAAAUGUAAGCCCUUAAUCAAUGCUUCAAUGUAACGUCUCCUGUGUUCACAGUACAGUUAUGUAGUGCUAGCCAGAUAUUUCAAAAUGCUCUAAGAAAAGCUUGUGGGGGGGAGGGGAAAAUGUUUUUUCUUGUGAUAAAAGAACUUUGGUUACCAAGGGUAUUUUGCAUGAUGCUGCUGCUAUUUUAACUUUUCAGUUUGUUUUUCUCUUACUGUAGAGUGUAGUCCAUUGAAAAGUUAACCGAGUGACAUUAUUGUUAUGUAAGAAUCCGAACCUUGCAGUGUAAUGCACUUAAGUCAUCUUUAAAAAUGUUGUUAAACUACUCUGAAUAUACUGUGCAAUGUGAAUGCUGGACAAUUGGGUGAGGUAAACGGUGAAAUGGAAAUUAAUGGAUUUUAUACAGAUUCAUCCUUUUGCCUGAAAACGUAUGUACAGAUAUUUUAAGUACAUAAAUCAGAUUUGACACAUUUAUUUUUUGAAAAGUACAUAUAUAUGUUCUCAAUGAAGAUUCAUCCUAGGUUUCCUUUUUGUUCUUUGGAAUAGUAACACAUAUAAUCCACAAAUCCCUGCGGCUGCUGCUUUUGUCCCUCUAUUUAAAAUUGUCUGGUCACUUGACCAAAAUUUCAGUACAGUUUGAUGAUGGUUUUACAAUAAUCUGAACAAAUAGGAAACCUUGAAUCUAUACGUAUGCACAUGAAUACUUGAUUAGGAAUAAUAAAAAUUUUUUUUAUACAGCCUCAUUGGUGAAAAUGGUUAGUGUAGUAAAUCUGAUAUUUCAUUAUAGAUUAAUAUGGUAGCAGAAUAUUAUUUAUGCUCUUAGAAUUUAUUUUCCAGAGUAAACAGUAUUUGAUGAAAUAGUAAAAACACUGAAUGUGUUAACUAGUAAUAGUGAAUAAUUUUGCUGAAGGCUGGAAGUGUGCAGAUAUUUUUUAUGGUAAAAUGGAUUUGUUCUUUUUUUGAACAUGCCAAAUAUUGGUGUGUGUAUAUGCUGGAAAUUUUCUUAAAUGUAAUUUUAAGUCAAAAUCUUAUUAAUGGUAUCCAGCAUGCUUGAAUAUGAUCCACAUAUCAAAGAUAUAACCAAUUAUUUAGCGUAGUUUAAAAGAUAUAUUUGUUUUGUUUUUAGCUUUACAUACAUUUGUAAUUCCAACCCAUCACCCAUAUACCCUAGGUGCCAUUUAUGUACAUUUCCUUAUUUAAAAUAUUUUUUUUAUUUAAAAAAGGGGGAGAGGGAAAUGGAAUCACUUUGCCAACUAUUGUUCUAAGAGUUGACAUCAGUUACCAUUUCUAAUGCAUUGUUGUGAUUCUGUAGUCUCAUUUAUAACUGGGAUUGACAUUUUAGAAAACGCCAAAGUGAUUUAAAAAAAAAUGGAACUUCUCAUUCUAGUACCAAUAUAUCUAAAUCAUGUUGUUUGUUAAUUAAAUAUAUAAAACUUAUUGUUAACUUUUGCUAGAAUAUUUUAAAUCAUGAAAGCGUUGAUGAUUUAAAUCAUGAAGGGGAUAUCAAAAUACACAAGUGUCUUAGUUUGUGUAUAUGAAUGACACACAUUAAAACAAUCAUAUUGCUUCCAGCAUACAACAAACUACCAUAAAAUUAUGUUUAAAAUUUAUUAAAUAUAUUUCCAUGGCUAAUGUCACUGAUAUAGUAUGUUUUUAUCAGCGACAUUAUUGUUGUAUUAUCUCAGCUAAAUUUGGCAUCUCUUGGCAGGGUCCUAUUUGAUUUCUGUUGCCAUCAAAAUAUAUUUACAUGCACAAGCCUUGCUAUGAUUCUUUAUUUUCUGUUGUAGAAUAAAGUUGUAUAUUAUGACAGCCACAUACCUGGUUAUAAAUUGGAUAAAAAUAUGCUCUCUGAUCUAAAAUUGUCCUCGUUACUGAUACCAGUCUUCACACUUUUGGCAUACUGUUUUUUAAGACAGUAACACUUAUCAAAUUCUUCUAUUAAAUUUAGGGUUUGGGAGUUUGACAAGAACUUUAAUUAUAGCUUGCUAAUUAAUAAUACUAAUAAUAAUUUUUUUAUUAAUAUUGACUUCCAAAGAUGAAACAGUAAAAGAGAUCAAGAAAAAACUUUUAAAAUUGGCUUCACUUAUU